This is a messenger RNA of Lathyrus oleraceus (garden pea), 1799 nucleotides long. RefSeq lists its product as uncharacterized. The record is from RefSeq and is a predicted model, not a curated record. The transcript has 8 exons. Bases 20 to 1648 code for a protein of 542 amino acids. NCBI's taxonomy places the organism in Eukaryota, Viridiplantae, Streptophyta, Magnoliopsida, Fabales, Fabaceae.
CAAAGUGAAUCAAUCAAAAAUGUUCAGAAAAAUUUCCAUCGGUUGUAGGUAUGGAGAUCUCGUCAAAAUCAAAAAUUUCAAAGAAACUGAUCAUGAUAAACGCGAUGAUCAUGAUAAACGCGAUGAUCAAGAAGAACCGAAAGAAGAACCGAAAUCGAGUCUUUCUCCUCAAAUUGAUACGAAGAGGAAGAAGCUGCUUGUUCUGAAUCUUAAUGGCUUUCUCAUCCGCAAAGUUCAUAUUCUUGACCAUUUCAGACGCAUAUUUGUCCCGAAUCGUAUAGCUGAUUACCGAUUCCGUGACACUCUCCUUUUUAAGAGGCCGUUUAGUGAAGAAUUUAUGAAAUUCUGCUUACAAAGAUUUGAAGUUGGAAUCUGGUCUUCUGCGGUAGACAAGAACGUGCGUGGUGCUUUAACAUGUGCUAUUGGAGGAGAUCUCCUAGAUAAGCUGCUAUUUGUUUGGGAUCAGUACUCCUGUACGGACACUGAAUAUAAAUCUUUCGAGAAUGCUCAAAAGCCUCUUUAUAUGAAAGAAUUAGAAAGAGUGUGGAGUCAGUAUCAAACCUAUUCUGCUUAUAAUACUCUGAUGAUUGAAGAUAAACCAUAUAGAGCCAUCCAUAAUCCGCCAAAUACCUCGAUUUUUGUCAACUCCUAUGAUUUAGAGAAUGAUACGGACAAUUUUCUUGAUCCAAAUGGUGAACUAUGCACGUACUUGAAUGGAGUUGCUGAAGCUGACGAUGUUCAGGAUUAUGUUAAAGAAAAUCAUUUUGGUUUACCAGGAAUUUCAGGGAAUCAUCGCGAUUGGGAAUUAUACAUGCUACUUACUUACAGUACUUUUGGAAAUCUCGUCAAACUCAGGGACUUGUUAGAAUUAGAAGAAGAAGAAGAAGAUGAAAGUUCUCAAGAUGCAGGCUCUCAAGAUGCAAUAGAAUUGAAUCUUCCUUUUGAGGAUAUGCAUAUUGAAGUUCCACUACCUAAGCAGAAGAAGUUGCUUAUUAUGAAUCUUAAUGGCUUUCUUUUGCGCAGAAUUAAUUUUGCUGAUUGGGAAAACAAUCCAUCUCCUCGAAUUGCUGAUUACAUAUAUCGUAACUUUCUUCUUUUUAAGAGGCCAUAUAGCAAACAGUUUAUGAGAUUCUGCUUAGAAAGAUUUGAAGUUGGCAUUUGGUCUUCUGCUAGAGGGUAUAAUCUGGAUGGUGCUUUAACCUGUGCUAUGGGAGGAUUAAAAGAAAAGCUACUUUUUGUUUGGGAUCAAUUUGCAUGUUUUAAUACUGGGUUUAGAGCUGUGGAGAGCUUAGGGAAGCAUCUAUAUUUCAAAGAAUUACAUAAAGUGUGGGCAGCAUUGCAGAAUAGAGGAUCCUAUUCUUCUGCUAAUACUUUGGUGAUUGAUGACAAACCAUAUAGGACUAUUCUUAAUCCUCAUCAUGCAUCAAUUUUUACUGAGUCAUAUGAUAUAGAUGAUGAGGAGGACAAUUUACUAGAUCCAGAGGGUGAAUUGUGCAACUACUUGAAUGAAGUUGCUGAAGCUGAACAUGUUGGGCAUUAUGUUCAAGCAAAUCCUUUUGGUUUACCUGGACUUACACCCGCUCAUCCUGACUGGAACUAUUACGCGAUAUUUCGUACUAGUGCUUAUCAAGUGAAUGGGUUUCAUUGAUACAUGAUUUUGUUUUUGACAAGGAAAAUGUUGUGUCUUGUUGCUAUUUUGUAUGUACUUAAUAAGUUUCUUUAAUUGUUGUUGAUCUGAAAAGACUUGUGUAUUGUUGCUACAGUUUUAUUUGGCAGUAUAUUUUUCAGUUCAUGGUUUC